This is a messenger RNA of Racocetra fulgida, 216 nucleotides long. Lineage: Eukaryota; Fungi; Glomeromycota; Glomeromycetes; Diversisporales; Gigasporaceae. The record is from the annotation of a GenBank genome assembly.
CAAAAUACGUGCUAAUAUACGAUCUAUGUUUCAUUGUACAUUAGUGGCUACGGAUGUUGCUGGCCGUGGUAUAGACGUUAAGAAUGUUUCAUUGGUUAUUAAUUAUGAUAUGGCAAAGACCAUUGAAGAUUAUACACAUCGCAUUGGUCGUACUGGACGUGCUGGAAAAUCUGGAGUUGCCAUUACGUUCUUAUCUAACGCAGAUGCGGAUGUAAU